UGCAUUUGCGUACUAAAAUGUGGUGUGUCCCAUCACUAGAGUACCACAAAAGCAUUACUGUAAAAAAUGACCGUUAUGGAGUGACAUAGACAUCGAUGAUAAGACUAUAGACAUACGUUCGCUGAGAAGUGCAAUGUAUCGAUUUCGAGUUAUGAGGAGAAGCACCGACUGAAAUAUAAUGGCUGCGGCUUCAGCCCAUGGGUAUGGUCUGGUGGAUGACAAGUUGGUUAAGGCCACACAAGAAUGUCUGGACACAGGCAGCAUCAUGCCGAUGCUCAAGGAAGAACUCAGAUGUACUAUACAAAACAGACGACUAGCGGAGGGCAAGACAGAACUGACCGUUCAAUUCACACCCCCAACAGAGCAACAGCUUAAUGCAGAAGAGAUCAUAAAGAAGGAAAACAGAAGGGAACAGAACAGAAGAGCAGCACGAAAGUUUCGCCAGAAACAAGCUACAUUAUCUCAAAACUUCCAAAAGAGAAUAGAACAAUUGGAAGCAGAAAAUAGAAGGCUGACAACACAAGUGAAACGACUUUCCAAUGAGAAGAGCUACCUACAAGGAAAGCUACAUGCCAAUCGUUCUGUUUGUGGGGACUGUGCUCGAUGCUCCUGAUAUAGUGACGCUCUGUUUGUGGGGACUGUGAUCGAUUCUCCUGAUAUAGUGACGCUCUGUUUGUGGUGACUGUGAUCGAUACUCCUGAUAUAGUGACGCUCUGUUUGUGGGGACUGUGCUCGAUGCUCCUGAUAUAGUGAUGUUCCUCCUUAACUAUAACACCCCGUGUUGGAAUCGGUCUUCUGUCUAUUAUCAUCAAUUGAAAUAAUAAUGCCAUUACCGAAAUUAAUUAUUCCACCGUAUUUUUCUGUGUGAUGGAAAUCUACGUAAUGUAUUAUACAAUGUAAUCACCGUAUGUUAUGUAAUUGGUAGUAUAUCGAGCUCAUAUAUUUAUUAUUCAUACAUUUGUAAAUAGACCAUCAGCUUUCCUCAGGGAAUCUUACAUAUGUUAGUAUGGUUUCCAUUCUAGUCAAAAGCAUCAUGUUAUCAUAUCGUUCAACUGUUAUUGUUGUAUUAUACAAUUUGCUAUAUAUAAACCGAUGUUACCUCAUGCUAAUUGCGGCAUUAUCAUCCACAACAGACAGUGGGAUUAGCCCCCUUUCCUUAAACUUACAUUUGAGUCACGAUGUCCUUCCUGUUACAUACUGUUUGUCCUUGGAUGCGUUUAAAAAUCAAAGCAUUCCAAUAAAUCAAUGAUUUUUUUCUGGAAAAAAGGCAACGACAAAUCCAUAUUUUACAUUUUUGAUGUUUAUAGUAUUGUAAGAAAAUGUAACAGCCACGAAUAUAUAUAUAUAUAAAAGAAAAGAAACAUUGUUAUUCAUCUCAAAAUAUCUAAAGAAAAUUUCAAUAAUAAAGAUAUGUAUUCUUUUGUUUUGAAACUGUAUGGAUAUACAAGUAUGUGAUUGUCGAAAACAAAAACACACAGGACAUAGCCGGAUGAGUUGUCUCCCUUCAAAAUGUCGGAUUUUUUACUGAGGGAUACCAUUUUCACAAUUAUAAUUGUCUUCCCUCAAAUAAAUAAAGAAAAAAAAUGAAUGAAUUCAAUAACAAUUAUUAUAUCAAAAUAUUCCGUCGACUGAACUCUGCAUUUGAGGAGAACGGGAUUAAAGUUAAGUGUCGUCUGCUUCACUGCCGUUAUUUGGAAUGUAAAUCUAUGUCAAAUCCUAGUAAUGUCACGUCCUCACAUCUGACACUCGGACAGAGACAACAAAACCACAAGGCACACAAAUGCGCACUAACACUACGUAAUUAAAAUGCCCUAUACCCAACGAAAAUGACGACACGAAAGUACGAUAAGACAAAUCUUAUAUAUUACGUAGAGUAGAAAUCGCCGUUUAUGUUACAGGGUACAUACAUAUCGAGGUUACGCAAGCUUUGUGUUUGUGUUUCCAAUAUCCGGUAAUAUUGUGAAACAGUUAUGAUGACGAUAUUUAUUGUAUAAAAGUAGCAAUAAUAAUUAUAAUUUUGGCGUUAAUAUAUAUAUUUAUCCGCGAACAUCAGUGAUAUGUUAAAUUUCGUUUAGUAUAGUUAGAUUUCACCUGUGGUUAUCUGAGUCCAAGCUGCUGAUACAGCUUGUCUCAUGUAUACUGUAAUCACAAUGACGUGGAUUUCAAAGCAACGCUCAAAAUACUAUACAUAAAGAAAUAUACUGAUUUUGUAACUUUUCCGAAUGAUAUGAAGCCACAUGCUACAUUUAAUGUAAUGCAGUCGAACCUCGUUAUCUCGAAGUCGACGGGAUCGUUGUGAAACUUCGAGUUAUCCGAGUAUUCGA
Molecule: messenger RNA, 2324 nt
Organism: Mizuhopecten yessoensis (Yesso scallop)
Lineage: Eukaryota; Metazoa; Mollusca; Bivalvia; Pectinida; Pectinidae
Product: cyclic AMP-dependent transcription factor ATF-3-like
Exons: 6
Coding region: 179-613 (144 amino acids)
Biological process (GO): regulation of transcription by RNA polymerase II
Cellular component (GO): nucleus
Molecular function (GO): DNA-binding transcription factor activity, RNA polymerase II-specific; RNA polymerase II cis-regulatory region sequence-specific DNA binding
Source: RefSeq, a predicted model, not a curated record